GUUUACUGUGGCCAAACACUAGAAUAUUCAUUGAUUUGUGAAAUUUUUCUAAUAUCAUAAACAAUUUUUUGUAUAGGCACAUAAGAUUAUUUUUCAGUUAUUUCAAUCAGUGCUAACUUUACCAAGUAUUGUGUACAUUAAGCUCUUGGAUAUAAUACUGUUAAAAAAUUAGAAGGUUCUUGCUUGGAUAUAAAAUCAGAUUUAAAAGAUUUUUAUGUUUCCCCCAAUAAUGUGCCAUAGUUGUUGAGAGUUUGCCUUGAGGAUGGAGUGGAAAGUCGUCCUACUUUUACUCAGCAUUGUUGCCACAGCAACUGGAACAAACUACAUUACUGACGUCUUUGACCUUGAUGAGACUUCGAGUCAGGUUUUUUUCCAAAAUGCUGUUAUGGAUAGAAGAACGCGCAAAAUUUAUGUUGGUGCAAAAAACAGACUGUACCAGUUUGAUGAAAACUUGGAAAUAUUAACAGAAAUGAAGACAGGGCCAGAACUUGAUAAUGUAGAAUGCCCAAUAAAAAAAUAUCCAUGUGAUUUCCCCAAAACGUUGACCCCAAGCUACAGUAAAGCUAUUUUGAUUGAUUACAUAAACAAUAAAUUGAUCCACUGUAUAAGUCUAUACCAAGGUGUUUGUUUAAAGCAUGAUAUAAACAAUAUCAAAGACAUUGAGGAACCAAUACCAAUAUACGAUGAUGCACUUGUUGCUAAUAACGAUUCCGCUACAACCUUUGCAUUCAUUGCUCCUGGACCACUGGACCAAAACGGUCAAGAUACAUCAGUGAUUAAUAUUGGAGUGCAAUAUACCAACAAAGGCUGGAAGAGAGACAGAGUUUACUGUUUUGCAACUAGAAAACUUGAUGACUUUAAGCUUGUUUACAAAGAUUUUUUUAUAAAGUCAGCAACCAUGUUAGACUCGAGUCUUAGACAAACUUUUCCAAUCAGAUAUGUAUAUGGAUUUGGCUCAGACGGCUUUAGUUAUAUGGUUACAGUGCAGAAAAAGUCACCCAGUACUGAAUCAUAUAUUACCAAAAUCUUUCGUGUCUGCCAAAAAGACAAAUACUACCAUUCUUAUGCGGAAGUACAACUAGAGUGCUGGCAUAAUGGUGCUCUGUACAACCUGGCUCAAGCUGCUUAUCUUGGUAAAGCCGGAAGUCAGCUUAAAAAAAAUUUGAAUAUAAGAGUGGAUGAAGACGUCCUUUAUGCUUCAUUUUCUAUAGGUGCUCCAAGAUCAAGUGAGCCGACACAGGAUUCUGCAUUAUGUGUCUAUCCAAUGAGGAAGGUUCGACGCAUAUUUUCUGCUAACAUUCAAGACUGUUUUAAUGGAAAAGGCAACACCGGGCCAGGUUAUUUCGGCAAAGCAGUACCAUGUAAAGACACUCCAGCAUUGCGUGCUGAUGUUGAUGAUGACUACUGCGGCAAACACAAAGAAGUUAACUCGCCAACGGACGGCACUACUCCAGUCAGUCAGGAUAUAGCAGUAAAUUUUCACAGUACAGUGACGUCAUUGACCGUAGAUAUUGUUAACGAGUACACUGUUGCGUAUGCUGGCACAAAAAAUGGACACAUCUUAAAGAUUGCCUUGGAAACACAGAAACUUGGUGCUAUUUAUGAGGAUGUGUCAUUGGUUGAGGGUUGGGAGAUAAAGCCUAGCAUGUUUGUUGACCUUGAUCAUGAGUACUUGUAUGUCAUGACACAGUACAAGAUAAUGAAGAUGAAGCUAUAUGACUGUUCUCAGUACACAACGUGUAGUGCAUGUCUCAAUGCCGGCAACCCCUACUGUGGAUGGUGUUCUCUAGAAAACAAAUGCAGCCUAAGUAAAGAUUGUUCGGAGUACGACCAAGAUUUGCGAUGGUUGUCGUACAGUGGAAGUUCCUGCCCGUCCAUCACAAGUGUGGUACCAAACCAGAUACAGAAGGAACAAUCACACUCAAGAACCACUGAGCUACAGCUGAAUGUAUCAAACUUACCGAAAUUUGACGGACUCUUGUACCAGUGCGUGUUCAGCUACAGUAGUAGGAAUAUACGUAUCACGACCACCAACACGACUAAGCAGAACGACACGGUCAUCCUCUGCGAUACCCCGGAAACUCAUCUGCUGCCCCCUAUACCCACUGGUGAAGAUCACAUCAAGAUGAAUCUGUCCAUCCAUAUUUGGGGAAGAGACUUUGUGUCAGCGCAGUUCACUUUCUUUGACUGUUCUUUACAUAAAUCGUGUACAAGCUGUACGUUGAGCGAGUUCCCGUGCACAUGGUGCAUACAGAAUCAUGUAUGUACUCACAAUGUGGAUAACAACUGCCAGGAACAGGCUCUCGUGUAUGGUAAAAAUUCAGUAGGACAGAGCCCAAUCGGUCCUGAUCAGUGCCCAAGGAUCGAACUUCAGGGAACAAACAAAGACAAGAUACUCGUCCCAUCCGGCAUCACAAAGGGUAUAACAGUGAAAGCUUUGCACAUGAAAGACUUUAUGAAACAGGACAUACGUUGCGAAUUCUUCGGAGUCAAAGAAGUUGGAGCUAUAAUUAGUGACUAUCCUGGCUCGGAUCAAAUUAUCAUACAAUGUGACGAAGUUAAUUUUUCUUACCCAGAUAUGCGACCAGAAUUUAAUGUUGUGUUCCGUAUCUACUGGAGAGAGUCUCCUCACAGCGUACAAAGGGCCUUAGACAAUCCUGAGAAAAUCCAAGUGAAGGUUUAUAAAUGUAACGGAAUGGCGGACACCUGCGGUGGUUGCAUCCUUUUGGAAUCUGAUUUUGAAUGUGGUUGGUGUAUUCACGACAGACACUCGUGUGUUGUGCAUAGUAACUGCUCGUAUACAGCCAAUUCAUGGUUAAACAGCAUGUAUUCGUGUCCAAAUGUGGAAAUAAAUAGUAUUGAACCCACGACUGGGCCUACAAUGGGAGGAACAAAGUUGACAAUAAUUGGUAAAAAUCUUGGUAAGCGUAGAGAAGAUAUUGAAGGUGGGAUCAGUGUAGCGGGUGUUGCCUGUAAUCCAAAAUUAGAAGAAUAUGAGCCACCGCACAAAAUCGUUUGUGAAACUGGACGAAAAGAUCAAUAUGUGACUGGGAAGGUUCGUGUAGUAAUUGACAAUACGUAUGAUGCUCUAGCCAAACAGUCAUUUACCUAUGUUGAUCCUGAAUUAAAAACUAUAUCUCCAAGACGUGGCCCGGUCUCUGGUGGCACACGGGUCACUAUUAAUGGAAGAAAUCUAGAAUCAGGGACUACAGCUAUGGUGAUGGUUGGAAGAAACAAAUGUGAAGUCAAACAGAGGCUUGCAAAUCAAAUUAUCUGCGUAACAACAAAUGCGUCAUUGAAUUCCACUGCAGCCGUUAGGGCAAAAUUUGACAACCAGGAUGUUGUGAGUACACUGCAGUUUGUCUACAUUGACGAUCCAGUUGUGUACACUGUUGAACCAAUUCGAGGCAUCGUGAGUGGCGGUAUUAAAAUCAUGGUCAAUGGCACAAAUUUGGAAAUCAUUCAGCAGGCACAAAUGGUGUUUAGAAAAGAGGGUAGUAGAAGGAAGAGGAGUGUUCCUGAUUACUAUGGGGACUGCGACAUACCACUAGCUGGUGAUCCUUAUAUGGUCUGUUACUCUCCAAUGAUUCCGAACAAUACUGUCCCUGAAACUGCCGUCAGUGGUGUAAAGUUCUCUUAUGGAAUAAGACUGGACAACGUGUACAUUGACCGCACAAAACAAAAUGAAGUGUUUACAAUUUAUCCCGACCCAAUAUUUGAGGAGUUUGCUGGCAGCAUGGAGAAAUCUUAUCAGAGCAAAACUGACAACUAUCUCACUAUAAAUGGUCGCAACUUGAAUCUCGGGUUUAACCCAAGUGAUGUUACCGUAAAGAUCGGCAAAGGCUUCUGUAAUGUUACAUCUAUUGACAAAAAUGGGAACCAGCUCAACUGCAAACCACCAAAGAACCAGCCAGCUUCAGAGAAAGGGAGCAAAUAUCCAGAAAUAGUGGUUCAAGUUGGAAGAAAUUUUAGUAAGCAGAUUGGAUAUCUGAAGUAUGAAAAAACGGAACUUCUCCCUCUGCCAGCUAUCAUUGGUCUGGGUGCAGGUGGUGGUGUUCUUAUACUUGUUGUGAUCUUCUUUGUUGUUCUCUGGUGUAUAAAGUCUCGUGAGAAUCUGAGCAUGAAGAAGAAAUGGCAGAUACAGAUGGAUAACCUUGAGGUCAAGGUCGCAAAGGAAUGUAAAGAAGCAUUUGCGGAACUGCAGACUGACAUGACAGAAUUGACGAGUGAUCAUUUUGGACAAAUUGCCAUCCCGUUUUGGGAUUAUCGUACUUAUUGUAUGAGAGUACUAUUCCCGCAGGAUGAAGAUUCACACCCAGUUAUUAGAGAUCUUGACGUUGACCCGGCCAGGCGUGAGCAGAUUGAACAUGGGUUGAAGUUAUUUUCUCAGCUGAUCGGAAAUCGAACAUUCCUUCUUACCUUUGUGCGUACACUUGAGGCAAACAAGAAAUUCAGCAUGCGAGAACGUGUCAAUGUAGCGUCGCUAAUUUCAGUAGCAUUACAGACCAGGAUGGAGUAUGCAACUGAAAUAUUAAAGACUCUGUUAGCAGAACUGAUAGAGAAAUCGGUAGAGGGUAAAAAUCAUCCUAAACUGCUGUUACGUCGUACAGAAUCUGUCGCUGAGAAAAUGUUAACCAAUUGGUUUACAUUCUUGCUCUAUAAAUUUUUAAGGGAAUGUGCUGGAGAGCCAUUGUUCAUGUUAUAUCAAGCUAUCAAACAGCAGACGUCUAAAGGUCCUGUAGAUAGUGUUACAUCAGAGGCGAGAUAUUCUCUCAGUGAAGAUAAACUUAUUCGACAACAGGUCGAUUAUAAACCUAUGACUAUAUAUGUUCAAGAUAUGGAGCAGUUUGGUCAGCAGUCACACCCAGUGAAGGUGUUAGACUGUGACACUAUAUCACAAGUGAAGGAGAAAAUCCUUGAUGCCAUAUACAAGAAUGCUCCAUUUAGUAGCAGGCCUACUAAACAAAAUGUAGAUCUGGUAUUGUUUGCUCAAUCACCAAAGUCAGAGUCAGAGUGGGACCAAAAUAUGCAGAAAAUGAUCUUAUCUAAUGUAGAUAAUUCAACAAAACUAGAGGGCGAGUCGAAAAAACUCAACAGUUUAGCUCAUUAUCAGGUUCCAGAUGGUGCAUACAUGGCGUUGGUGCCGAAGCAGACGCCUUCAAUAUACGAUCUUUCCACAACGUCAGAAAAGUCUUCCAAGAGCUUCGAUUAUAAGCGUUUCGGUAAAGAGGAAUACGGUAGUGUGAUAUACAGCGGUAGAAGUCCCUCUCUAAAUAGAACAGCAUCACCACAAAGUGUAAACAUAGAUAUAGAGAACUCUAGUAACAAUGGUGGAACCAAGUAUUACCACCUUGUAAAACAGCAUGAUCAGGAGAAUGCGAAGGAAGGAGACCGUGGCAGUAAGAUGGUCUCAGAAAUCUAUCUGACCAGACUGCUCGCAACAAAGGGCACACUGCAGCAGUUUGUGGAUGAUUUAUUUGAGAGAAUAUUCAGCACUGUUCACAGAGGAACAUCGUUGCCAUUAGCGAUCAAAUACAUGUUUGAUUUCCUUGACGAUCAGGCUCUGUUACAUGGUGUCCAGGACCAAGAUGUAGUACAUACAUGGAAAUCCAAUAGUCUUCCACUGCGUUUCUGGGUUAAUGUGAUAAAGAAUCCUAACUUUGUGUUUGACAUCUACAAGUCAAACAUCGUGGACUCAUGCUUGUCAGUAGUUGCUCAAAACUUCAUGGACUCGUGCUCAAUGAGUGAGCAUAAACUAGGAAAAGACUCUCCCUCUAGCAAAUUGUUAUAUGCCAAAGAUAUACCCACCUACAAAAAAUGGGUAGAAAGAUAUUACCAAGACAUCAAAAUGAUGCCAGCCAUAAGUGAUCAGGAUAUGACGGCCAUGAUGGCUGAUGAAUCACGGACUCACCAAGAUGAGUUCAACAUGAAUGCAGCGUUAUAUGAACUGUAUAAAUAUGUGCAACACUAUCAAGAGGAUCUCAUAAGUGCACUCGAUGAAGAUGAGUUUGCACGUAAAAAUAGACUGAAUUAUAAACUAGAACAAGUCCAAUUAGCAAUGAAUGGCAAGGCCUACUGCUGACCACUGGAAAAUGUAAGAUGUAGAUAAUUCUCGAUGUGUCGUGCAAAACAAAUCAUCUAUAUUCAUUUUCAUGUGUUAAAACUGAACUAUUACACAUGGAAAUAUGCAUCUGUGUAAUGUGCAAAAAUCAUUGUCUACAUUUUAACAUAAUGUGAAUAUGGCUAUCAGACAUAGUGUGUGUAAAGUGAGAAAAAUACAUUCUUUUCAUGAGGAAUAAAUUAGAAUGUGACUUCCCGACUUUCAUGAAGGUGUAAAGUGCUUUGUAAUUGAAUGAUUAUUGAAUAUUUAGAGAUACUGAAAUACAGAUUGUCAGUUGGUCUACUUACAAACAUGAAACUAAGCACUCUCUCGGAUGUUUGCUCUGUCAUAGAAGAUUGUAAUAUUCUAGAAAUUGGACCACUUGUUAACUUUAAAGCAUGGUAAUUGUGGAAAGAUGACCAUUUAUUACAUAAAUUAAACAAAGAUAGUCAAGAUUUCAGGAAUGGAAUUAUUGAAAGGCAUUAAGGGUCAUAUUUUUGUAUUUUUUUUAGACACUAAAAAUGAAAAAACUUUGCAAUGAAUUUGACUGGUUAAAUAGCAAACUUGGACAUACAUAAAAGCAUACAAGUUAAAAAAAAAAAAGAAUUGUUGAAUGCUUACAGCAUAUUUAAAAAAAAAUCAACAAAAUAAUGAAGUUUUAUUACCAAAGAAGUUUAUAUAUUCAUAGGGCUACACUAGAUUGUUUAUAUUUGAAGUUAUCCAAAUGGAAGUUUUCUUUGUCAUUUUAUCAUUGGUCAUAUUUUUUAUUAAGGAUGCCGAUUUUCGUAUCAUAAUAUUGUUGCCAUAUGUAUUUAUGUGUAUGUUCUAAAAGCAUUAUAAAACCGUCAAAAAAAUACUGCUGAGAUAGGUGUUAGAUUGUUAGAGAGCUGUUGUCAUAUACAUAGUAUAUUCACUCAAUUUUUACACAUUUAAUUACCGUACUUUGGGAUAUUUUAGCAUUGGACGAUUUUCACAUCAGCUGUGUGCAUCUACUGUAAAAGUAGAAUUCAAAAUUUUGAGUAUGUUCGCAAGGUUUAUAUAAUAUUCGUGAAAUUGUAAAAAAUGGUAUCCUACCUUAAUUAGAAUUCUAAUGGUGAAUAUUUACGCGGGGAUUAAUUUUCACGAGAUGUAGACCCUCGCGAAAAUUACUGCUUUUACAGUAAUGAAUGCGUAUAGUCCCAUUAAAAAGUUCAGUUGGCUCAAGUAUUUAGUAGUUUGCAGUAAUUUAUAGUUUAAAUUUGGUAUGUUUAAUAGGACAAUCAUUUAAAAGUACGUAUUUUUAGCUCACCUGUCACAAAGUGACAAGGUGAGCUUUUGUGAUUGCGCGGCGUCCGUCGUCCGUCGUGUGUCCGUCCGUGCGUGCGUCCGUAAACUUUUGCUUGUGACCACUCUAGAGGUCACAUUUUUCAUGGGAUCUUUAUGAAAGUUGGUCAGAAUAGUCACCUUGAUGAUAUCUAGGUCAAGUUCGAAACUGGGUCACGUGCCGUCAAAAACUAGGUCAGUAGGUCUAAAAAUAGAAAAACCUUGUGACCUCUCUAGAGGCCAUAUAUUUCACAAGAUCUUCAUGAAAAUUGGUCAGAAUGUUCACUUUGAUGAUAUCUAGGUCAAGUUCGAAACUGGGUCACGUGGGGUCAAAAACUAGGUCAGUAGGUCUGAAAAUAGAAAAACCUUGUGACCUCUCUAGAGGCCAUAUUUUUCAUGAGAUCUUCAUGAAUAUUGGUCAGAAUGUUCACCUUGAUGAUAUCUAGAUCAAGUUCGAAACUGGGUCACGUGGGGUCAAAAACUAGGUCAUUAGGUCUAAAAAUAGAAAAACCUUGUGACCUCUCUAGAGGCCAUAUUUCUCAAUGGAUCUUCAUGAAAUUUGGUCAGAAUGUUCAGCUUGAUGAUAUCUAGGUCAAGUUCGAAACUGGGUCAUGUGGGGGUAAAAACAAGGUCAGUAGAUCUAAAAAUAGAAAAACCUUGUGACCUCUCUAGAGGCCAUAUUUUUCAUGAGAUCUUCAUGAAUAUUGGUCAGAAUGUUCACCUUGAUGAUAUCUAGAUCAAGUUCGAUACUGCGUCAUGUGGGAUCAAAAACUAGGUCAGUAGGUCUAAAAAUAGAAAAACCUUGUGACCUCUCUAGAGGCCAUAUUUCUCAAUGGAUCUUCAUGAAAAUUGGUCAGAAUGUUCAGCUUGAUGAUAUCUAGGUCAAGUUCGAAACUGGGUCACGUGCGGUCAAAAACUAGGUCAGUAGGUCUAAAAAUAGAAAAACCUUGUGACCUCUCUAGAGGCCAUAUUUUUCAAUGGAUCUUCAGGAAAAUUGGUCAGAAUGUUUACCUUGAUGAUAUCUAGAUCAAGUUCGAAACUGGGUCACGUGGGAUUAAGAACUAGGUCAGAAGAUCUAAAAAUAGAAAAACCUUGUGACCUCUCUAGAGGCCAUAUUUUUCAUGAGAUCUUCAUGAAUAUUGGUCAGAAUGUUCACCUUGAUGAUAUCUAGGUCAGGUUCGAAACUGGGUCACGUGGGGUCAAAAACUAGGUCAGUAGGUCUGAAAGUAGAAAAACCUUGUGACCUCUCUAGAGGCCAUAUUUCUCAAUGGAUCUUCAUGAAAACUGGUGAGAAUGUUCUUCUUGAUGAUAUCUAGGUCAGGUUGGUAACUGGGUCAUGUGUGGUCAAAAACUAGGUCAGUAGGUCGAAAAAUAGAAAAACCUUGUGACCUCUCUAGAGGCCAUAUUUUUCAUGAGAUCUUCAUGAAAAUUGGUGAGAAUGUUCACCUUGAUGAAAUCUAGGUCAAGUUUAAAAGUGGGUCACGUGCCUUCAAAAAAAGGUCAUUAGGUCAAAUAAUAGAAAAACCUUGUGACCUCUCUAGAGGCCAUAUUUUUCAAUGGAUCUUCAUGAAAAUUGGUCAGAAUUUUUUAUCUUGAUGAUAUCUAGGUCACAUGUGCUCAAAAACUAGGUCACCAUGUCAAAUAAUAGAAAUAACGACAUCAUACUUAGUUCAACACUGGGUCAUGUGGGGAUAGGUGAGCGAUUCAGGACCAUCAUGGUCCUCUUGUUCAUCUCCAUGUACUUAAAGUAUGACCUGAAGCAUUGAUAGUUUUCCUUAUUGACAUGCAGAUUUUCAUAUGAACUGGGUGACAUCAGUUUAAUGUGUGUCAGCCUGUUGUAAUGAUGACUGUUUCAAAUUUUCUCAAAAUGAACAAAUUAUAAUUAUCAGUUGUGAGUACAGAUAGAUAUGCACAAAAAUCAAUAGAUUUUUAUCGAGAAAUAAGGGCACUUGUUCUUAGCAGAUUAAUAUUGAGCUUGUAAAGUUUGCUAUUAAUCAGCGGCAGAAUUUGUGCAUGUUUCUCAAUACACGUCUAAUCAAUUAUAAUCAUUGUUAAAAAUAUUCUAAAAGUACGGUUGAUAACAAGAAGCUCAUAGAAUGUGUUCAUGGAAAGUAUCACAUUUAAUGUUUUACUGUUAUGUCAGUUUUAAUGUAGUAAUUUUUAAAUGUUCUUAGGAUUUUUUUUUUUGGUUAGAAUUUUUAUUUGUAAGGUUGUCGAGGGCAACAUUGUUAUUAGUUUGGAAUUUUUUGUUCAGGAAUUUGCAAUUAUUUGAAUAAUUGCCUAAACUAGAUGCCUUUUGACUUGUGAAUAUCACACGAUAUGCUGCUCAUGUUUGCUAAAAGGAUAAGGAAGUGUGAAUAUUGUAAAGAUUAUAGCUUGUUAGUUCAGACAGUUUUAUUUUAGGAUGACAGCAGAAAAAAGUUCUAAAAUUAUGUUCCUUAUGGUAUCAGUUGCCACUAGGGUAGGAGAGACAAGUAACCAUUGCCCUUUGAUGCCGUCGUGCAAGUGUUCACAUCUCUGUUAUGACAGGGCAAGAGAUCAAGCCCAGGACCUGGCAUACUCAAAGCGGGUACUGUACCACUCAGUUGCCAAGCUUAUAAGAAUACUUGAAUUUCAGAUUUUCAGACUUGUCUUUUGAUUAAAACUGUAGAUGUUUUUUGUCUUAAUGCUGCACCAAAUUCAUUAUAUUAUUCCAGUCACAAAUGCAAAGAAUGUUUAUUUAUUCAACAAUACCAGAUAUACCAGUCUACAGAAACCAACACUGAUGUUACCAGACUGAAUUUGAAAACCAGUCCUGGACUGAAGCUUUACCAUUGGCCAUUUUGAAGAUUUUGCUCAUGCAGAGUGUAAACAAUUUUUAGAAUGGUCUUCAAUUCAGCGACUUCUCAGUCUUGACAACUGUUUUUUUUUUUUUAUAUACAUAUUUUUGAUCAGAAAUUUUACACAUGAAUGUUUUACAUGUAUCAUGUCAUAUUUUUUAGUUUCAAAAAAAAAAAGGCACAAAUUUGAUGGACUACUUGGUGUAUAUACCAGACAUUUUUAUCAUUUGAAACUUUUUAUGGUGUUUUUUUUUCUGCUUUUGUGUAUUUGUACAAUGCUUCACUGCUCAGGCUUCAGGCUUCAAGAUUGGAAACCAGUCUCAGAAAGCAGUCUUGCCAUUGGUCAAUUUAAAGACAAUUUAAAGACAGUGCUCAAAAUGGACCAAUCAGAUGCUAGAGCUUGAGACUGGUCUCCAGUUUCAAUUUUUUAUAAUCUUAAUACCGCUUUUGUGUGCAUUGUAGAAAGCUUGAAUGCUCGGGUUACAUUUAGAAGCUAAAUUUGAGGGUUUAAGAGAAGAAAUCUGCAAGUCCUUUUAUAGAAAAAAAUGUGUAUUUUUGCUCUUAACCCUUGUACUGUGUAAUGUUUUGUAAAGUAAAUAAGAACCACAUCAAAUUUUGUAGAACUAUGUCAGAUGUAUGUUCUCACUGUGUUAUGUAAAUUAACAUAUGCAAUUUCAGGGCUUCAUUUCCUUAGGAAAGAAUCAUUUAUGUUGGCGUAAAUGUAACUUAGAACAGAAAUUGAGUUGUUAUUCAUUACUGAAGAGUAUUAUGUUAACAUUUUUGUCAGAAAAAAAUGGAAUCUUUAUUGAAAGUGUAGGUCAGAAAGUGACUUUGUUGUCAUGAUUUUUGGGGGGAUUUUGUCAGAAUGGAACUUUUUUGUCCGUUAGAAAUAUUGUGAGAUUUGUCAGAAUGAAACUUUUUGUAAGUUGCGAUUUUUUAUCUGUCAGAGCUUAAUUUUUUCGUUGGUUGUCGGAAUAUAUCACUGUUUUGUCAUGAAAAGUAGGGGUGAGUUUUUAUCAGUGUAAGGAUUUCAGAAAGAUGAGAAAGAUGAAAAGUUUUGGCAUUCUUUCCCAAUUUGGAUCAGUUUUAGUUAAUGUGUCUGUGAAUGUUAGGUUGUAAAUUGUUGUUAGCUGAUUAUAGUGCUGUCUAGUUGUUUGGCUACAUGUUAUUUGUACAUAUUUACCGCAGUGUCUUUCAAUUUUCUAGUUUAGUAGCUAUAUAGCCAUUUUUUCACAUUUUUAUUAUCUUGUGUGUUUUUACUAGCAUAUUUUAUUUCGUCACCUUCUUUAUUAGAGUAUAAUCUUCACUGAACAAUUUCUCGUAAAAAAUGGAAUAAUCAAACUUUCUGGUCUUUACAUCUAUAAAGCAUGAUCAGAUUUUCGAAUUUUCUGAAUGUUAACAUUAGCUUGCAGUACAUUCUGAUGUCUUGAAAAAAUGUGGGAUGGGGAAACAAAUGUUAAGAUAUUUCAUUUUUCCAUGUUAAAAGUGGACUUAAUACAUUUUCAUUUCAUUUGGAAUAGUUUUUCCUGUCCUGUAAAUGUGUGCAUGCUUUUCAGGCAAAUUUGUGCCGCUAGAAAAAAUAUUUCAGAACGGGAUUACAGCAAGUGACUUUUUCCAGGCAUCACUGAUGGGCAAUAUAAGCAAAGUUUUUCUUGUGAACACUUUAUUUUUUGAGUCAAAACUGUAUUUAAGUCAAACCUAAACUUUGAGCUCUGUAAUCAUUCAUUACUAUUUCAUUUCCAUUAUAUAUACACAUUUCAUAUAUUUACGCUGCAAGUAUUUAGACAAGUUUGAAUGUUGUCAUAUUUUUGCUCUUGCCAAAUCAGUAUUUAAUGUAGUGAAGUAAGAUUGAAGAAGUAAAUGUGAACACGUUUCAAACAAAGAAACAGUUUCACUUGCAAUUUUUUUAUUUGAUGAAAUUUAUUUUGCAAAUCUGAACUUUACAUUUUAAACUGAAAAAUUUCAGCAAAGAUAUAAUUUUAUUUACCUUUUUUUUUUAAAAGAAAAUCAAUACAGUGAACUGAGAGAUA
This is a messenger RNA of Mercenaria mercenaria, 12251 nucleotides long. RefSeq names its product plexin-A2-like. The coding region runs from base 263 to 6082 and encodes 1939 amino acids. The record is from RefSeq and is a predicted model, not a curated record. Gene Ontology annotation, biological process: positive regulation of axonogenesis; regulation of GTPase activity; negative regulation of cell adhesion. Gene Ontology annotation, molecular function: protein binding; semaphorin receptor activity. The transcript is spliced from 32 exons. Gene Ontology annotation, cellular component: semaphorin receptor complex. NCBI's taxonomy places the organism in Eukaryota, Metazoa, Mollusca, Bivalvia, Venerida, Veneridae.